AUGGAUCCGUUAACCACCGAAUCGCAUGUGAUGCAUGUCACUUUCUACAACGGUGAAAAAUCCACAAAACAACAUGGAGUUCUUAAGCUUUACGACCGGCGUUACGCUAGAAGCAUUCGUGAAGUCAAUAGCACAACCACAGCCGCUCCGUUCGAAGCAGAUAAUGCCUAUCUUUCAUUCGUGCGUCAAGGGAAAAUGACCGUUUUUCGCUCCGCCUUGGAACAUAUCUACAAAACUGCGCCCGUCAGACCCUGUGCAAGCGACUUUCUUGACACCCAAAUUUAUGGCGGUUCCGAGGCUGAUCGCGUGGCAAGAUUUGAAGCCGCUACCUGGUACGAAAAUAAUAAGCACUUUAAGACCGAGUUAAAGGCAUACAAACAGCUCGAACCCUUGCAAGGCAGUAAGAUACCGCGCCUCCUCGCACAUAUCCGAAUUCCGUAUCCUACCAUUUACGACCGACCUCAAGAAGACGGCGACGAACAAUGGGACGAAUUCUAUUGUGUCCAUGGCCUCCUUUUAGAAUACAUUCCUGGCCCCAAGCUCGGAAAGUGGCCUAAACCCAGCUUUGCCCCAUACACUCUAAAGGCAGCGAUACAAAGCACCAUCGAUUCGAUCAAUGCUAUCAAUGCAUCGGGCGUUCUUGUCGAAAAAUGCACCAACAACGUCAUAAUGAAUGACAAGGACGACAAUGAUGACCAAAUGCUAGUCGAAAGUCAUAAACCCUUUAUCGUCGAUUUCGCCAAGGCUGUAUUUUGUGACGACUUGUACGAGAUUGAGAUUACGCGGCUUCUACCAAGUGACUUGCUGGCCACAGAAGACCUCCACGCCCGUCUGAAACUCGCGUAUUAG
Messenger RNA from Fusarium verticillioides 7600, 849 nucleotides. RefSeq lists its product as hypothetical. The record is from RefSeq and is a predicted model, not a curated record. The transcript is spliced from 2 exons. NCBI's taxonomy places the organism in Eukaryota, Fungi, Ascomycota, Sordariomycetes, Hypocreales, Nectriaceae. Bases 1 to 849 code for a protein of 282 amino acids.